GUGAGGAGCGGGCGGUUCGCGGGUGGUGAAAACGUCAUCAAAACUGUGCCAACUCAAGUGAGAAAAAAAAAAUUGGAACUGAAUCUAGCAUGAACAAUGUGUACAAGCUCGAUGCCAUGAGACUGGACUAUCCCGCCGCAGGAUUGCAUGGAGAAGGUGUGGUUCUCCGGGGCAAGGUGGAAGGGCGGCUGAGCCGGGUGCAGAAGCUGAAGCGCAGGAUCAGCUCCAGUUUCGGCCGGCUCGCCAUAUCGAAGAGCACGGACGCCGUGGACGAGGGCGCGCUCCACGAGAGUGAUGACGUCACUGACGGAGCGCGGCUGAGGACGGGCGGCUACUCCGAAGAGUUUCUGGACCGGCUGGAGCCCAACGGCAACAUCCCCAAACACGGCUCUCUGCACCUGGGCUGGGAGCGGCUGGUGGACCACGACGUGGUCAGCCGCCAGCUCUCCAUCUCGUCCGACAGCAAGCUGCUAGACGAUGACGUGCGCGAGGAGGCCAAGGUGGUGAUGCGGCCCAAGCGGCCGCCGCGACCCAAGUCCGAGCUCUACCUCUGCAAGGACAGCCGCGCCUCCAAACGCUACUCGGCCUUCGGGGGUGACUCGCCAUUCGGCAGGCAGGAGGCCUACUUGAAACUCAACCAGCUGGGCGAGGGUUCCUACGCCACCGUCUUCAAAGGCUACAGCAACCUGACGCAGCAGACGGUGGCGCUGAAGGAGAUCCGUCUGCAGGAGGAGGAGGGUGCCCCCUUCACCGCCAUCCGCGAGGCCAGCCUGCUCAAGGAGCUGAAGCACGCCAACAUUGUCAUCCUCCACGACAUCAUCCACGCCCGCAAUGCUCUCACCUUCGUCUUCGAAUACGUGCACACGGACCUGUCGCAGUACCUGGAACAGCACCCGGGCGGCCUGCACGGCCGCAACGUGCAGCUGUUCAUGUACCAGCUGCUGCGCGGCCUCAGCUACUGCCACGCCCGGCGCAUCCUGCACCGCGACGUCAAGCCGCAGAACCUGCUCAUCUCGCAGAUCGGCGAGCUUAAGCUGGCUGACUUCGGUUUGGCACGGGCCAAAUCGGUGCCGAGCCACACGUACUCUCACGAAGUGGUGACGCUGUGGUACCGGCCGCCGGACGUCCUGCUCGGCUCCACAGACUACACCACCUCGCUGGACAUGUGGGGCGUCGGCUGCAUCUUCCUCGAGAUGAUCUCGGGCGUGCCGUGCUUCCCGGGCGUGCGCGACGUGGCCGACCAGCUGGACAAGAUCUUCCGCGUGACGGGCACGCCGGACCCGCGCUCGUGGCCGGCGCUGCUCUCGCUGCCGCACUACCGGCCGGAGCGGCUGGCGCAGCACCGGCCGCGCCGGCUCGGCGCCGCCUUCCCCCGGCUGGCCGAGCUGAGUCACGCAGAGCCGCUGGCCGCCCGCCUCCUGCACCUGGCGCCGGAGCAGCGCAUCACCGCCGAAGAGGCGCUGGGGCACGCCUACCUGGCCGAUCUGCCGGCGGCGCUGGCCGCCCUGCACCCCUCGCAGAGCGUCUUCAGCGUGCCUGGCGUGCGACUGCACAGCGAGGCGACUCAGUUCGCGCCGGUCGUGCUCAGGGUGGCGCACGAGCGACGCCGUAGGCAUUAGUACGCCGCUGGCCGCCAGGGGCGCGGAGGGCGCCGACGCGCCACCCGCCGGCCCCGUUCAGUCUAGUCACGGGCGGGGACGAGUGUGAUGUUCCGUAGCGACGGUGGACCGUCAUAGAGCAGUCUGCUUGUUCCGGCCAAAGAAACUGCCUGUGAUGGCGAUUUUCUAGUCAGCUGUUGCGAUGACGGUGAGGAGCAAGGUCGUGUUGUGUGGCGCGGGGCUGUCGCUGACCGGACGCUGCCAUACCGGCGGAAAGCGGCGGUACGCGCGGCAGGAGGACACUGUGUGCUGUCCAUUUGUGCACUCCUUCCAGCCGAGCGCCUCGGGGUUGACUGCUCUGUCUUUUGGGGAUGACCCCCAGGACCAAAGACAACCUUCGGCGACCCUUUUUCUCUUUCUCCUGUGUGCUGUCGAUUUUGUGUUAGUGGCAUUCGCGAGGCUCGUCGUGUUCUCAGUGUCUUGCAAUGUCCCAGAUCUCCGGUUUUGAUACAGCGUCCCGCUCAGUAGUCGGUCGGGCGCGCCGCCCCGCUUCAUCCCGCCGUGCCACGCUAGUCGUUCGAUCUCUGCGAUGUGAAAGCCUGCCGCGCCGAACGGUGCGGUGUUGAGUUUCGACAUUUUAGCCUGCCGCAUGCGUGCCAACGCGCAGGCCAGCGCUUGCCCGACGUGCGCAGCCGAGGCGGAGACGGCUAACUCUGCUCGGCUUGUAGCGCGUCUUGGUUUACAGGGUACCGUGCGUUCUCAUCCCCAGUUCUAGUGCGGAGCACCCAUGGUGAGGCCUCCUUUUGGCGCGACCCGACAUGCCACAGGUUGGCAAUACUGACCAACGAUGCGUGGCCGGUCUGAGCGACAUCGAAGCGCUCCGGUCAGUGUCGGUUCCGGACUCGGUCCGAUAGAUGUCUCUAGUGCCGGACCGACUGCCGCUUGUGGGUAUGUGAGUGCGGUCCACUUGUCAUCGCGAAUGUCGAGCUGGACAGGUUGGUGAGAAUGUUGAGCACGCUAGCAUGACGUCAUUGCGCUUUAUGCACUUUGGGCUUAGGCUGGUUUUCGAAAUAGAAUCUUCAGCGCAUA
Pollicipes pollicipes is the source of this 2687-nucleotide messenger RNA. RefSeq names its product cyclin-dependent kinase 14. Lineage: Eukaryota; Metazoa; Arthropoda; Thecostraca; Pollicipedomorpha; Pollicipedidae. The coding region runs from base 90 to 1619 and encodes 509 amino acids. The record is from RefSeq and is a predicted model, not a curated record. The transcript has 11 exons. Gene Ontology annotation, molecular function: cyclin-dependent protein serine/threonine kinase activity; ATP binding. Gene Ontology annotation, cellular component: cytoplasm; nucleus. Gene Ontology annotation, biological process: protein phosphorylation.